UCCGGUCCCUGCGUGGGGGCAGCCGGGCCGAGGGGAGGGAGGUGGCUGUGCCGUAACCGGUCACCCCGCCCCGUGACAGCGAGUUCGGCUCCGAGCUGGGCUUGAGAGCGGCCCCCCGCGCUGUUCCCGGGCCAGGAACCCGGACACAACCCCAGGUAUCUAAAAGCAAUUGGCACAGGAUCUUGGCUUUAUACUCUUAACUGUCUUAGAGGGUGAGUUUUACGACAUUGGGAAAUAGCAAUUUCAGCUGAGAUCGGAGCUGUGACAUUGAUCUAAAGAGAGAGAGCUCAUCCUGCUCUCUGCCUCUUUUCUGUAUGCAAUGUAGCUCCUUGAAUGGGAGGCAGGAUUUGGGGAGCCCAGCUGUCGAAGGGCUAUCUGUGCACUCAUCUGCAGGGAUAUUUGGAAGGCAUGUUGGGGCAGGCAGUAAGAAGACUGCACAGAUCCACAGAACGUGGCCUUCCAUGAAGCCAGCCGUGGAGACUACGACAUCCCUAAGAGCCCACUUGCAAAAAGGAUUCAAUCUUCACCUUUUGCUUUAGAAAACUUUAACCUAGUGGCUCCUAACUAAGAGGCUGAUGGUUUGAGCUGUUUCCUGCUGAAUUGCCUGAGGCUUUGUGCCUGUGGUUUCUACAUACCACUUUGAAGACAGUUGUUUUCUUGUUUAGUGAAGAGUGGAAGUUGGAUAAAAUCAACUUUAGAACCCAACUAUCCUGUUGACUAAGCUCCCAAAAGAAAUACUGCAGAUCCAUCUAGCAAUCGGAGUAUGGCUAUGAACAAUGGCAAUAAUGAUUUUGUGGUCCUGAGUAAUGGCAGCAUCCUCUCCAGUGCUACCAGUCCCAGCAUCCUUUCAGCUACUGAUGGAGGCAUUGCAGCCCAACAUCUCCCCUCCAAGGAAGCACCAAGAGCAAAAGUGAGUCCAAAUGGAUGCCUGCAACUUAAUGGUACAAUCAAACCAUCCUUUCUGCCUUUAGACAACCAAAGAACUCAACAGAUGUUGACACAAUGCUGCCACCCUUGCCCAUACCAUCAUCCUAUAAGUAUCCAUAAUAAGCAGCAAGAAUGUCAUUCACUGGCUGGGAGCACAGCACCAUCUCCUAUGACUUCCUGCUGCCUGCAGCCACAUACUGAAUAUUCAACAUCUAUCUGCCAAAAACAUACACCUAUGUAUCAGACCACCUGCUGCCUUCAACACUCCCCAUCAUUCUGCCUUCAUCAUCAAUGGCCUGACCAUUUUCAACAUCAGUCUGUUCAACAACAUGUAGCCAGUGUAAGACCUGCCAGACCAUUCAAAUUACCAAAAAGUUAUGCAGCCCUGAUAGCUGACUGGCCUGUGGUGGUUCUAGGCAUGUGCACUGUAUUAAUAGUGGUGUGUGCAUUGGUUGGUAUAUUAGUUCCAGAUCUUCCAGACUUCUCUGAUCCUUUGCUGGGUUUCGAGCCAAGAGGGACUGCAAUAGGCCAGAGAUUGGUCACAUGGAAUAAUAUGGUGAAAAACACAGGGUACAAAGCAACAUUGGCAAAUUAUCCUUUUAAAUAUGCAGAUGAACAGGCUAAAAGUCAUCAGGAUGACAGAUGGUCAGAUGAUCACUAUGAGAGAGAGAAAAGGCAAGCAGAUUGGAAUUUCCACAAAGACAGCUUUUUCUGCGAUAUUCCAAGUGAUCGAUACUCACGAGUGGUGUUUACUUCCACAGAAGGAGAGAACUUGUGGAACUUGCAUGCAAUUAAAUCAAUGUGCAAUGUAGAUAAUUUGAGGAUAAGAUCUCAUUCCCAAUUUGGUGAUCUCUGCCAGAGGACCACUGCUGCUUCAUGCUGUCCCAGCUGGACGCUGGGCAACUAUAUUGCCAUUCUAAACAACAGAUCGUCAUGUCAAAAAAUUGUAGAACGAGAUGUUUCUCACACCCUAAAGCUGCUUCGUACAUGUGCCAAAUACUACUAUAACGGAACCCUGGGGCCAGAUUGCUGGGAUGUGGCAGCCAAAAGGAAGGACCAGCUCAAAUGUACAAAUGUGCCUCGUAAAUGUACAAAGUACAAUGCUGUUUACCAGAUUCUGCACUAUCUAGUGGACAAAGAUUUUCUAAGCCCAAAGACUGCUGACUAUGUCUUGCCAGCUUUAAAGUACAGUAUGCUCUUCUCUCCAACAGAAAAAGGAGAAAGCAUGAUGAACAUUUACCUGGAUAAUUUUGAGAACUGGAACUCUUCUGAUGGUAUAACGACCAUCACAGGGAUUGAGUUUGGAAUAAAACAUAGUUUAUUUCAAGAUUACCUAUUAAUGGAUACUGUGUAUCCUGCCAUAGCCAUUGUCAUUGUUCUCUUAGUCAUGUGUGUGUACACAAAGUCCAUGUUUAUCACGCUGAUGACCAUGUUUGCAAUAAUUAGUUCCUUGAUUGUAUCUUACUUUCUUUAUCGGGUAGUAUUUAAUUUUGAGUUUUUCCCUUUUAUGAACCUCACUGCAUUAAUUAUUCUUGUUGGAAUCGGUGCAGAUGAUGCUUUUGUCCUGUGUGAUGUUUGGAACUACACAAAAUUUGAUAAAUCUCACGCUGAUACUUCUGAGACGGUCAGCAUCACCUUGCAACAUGCUGCUCUUUCCAUGUUUGUAACCAGUUUUACCACCGCAGCUGCCUUCUAUGCUAAUUAUGUCAGCAAUAUUACAGCAAUCCGAUGUUUUGGUGUUUACGCUGGCACUGCCAUAUUGGUGAAUUAUGUUUUAAUGGUAACAUGGUUACCAGCAGUAGUUGUGUUACAUGAACGGUAUCUUCUCAAUAUAUUCACUUGCUUCAAAAAACCUCAGCAAAGGGUAUAUAGCAACAAAGGCUGCUGCACAGUGUUGUGCCAAGUGUGCCACAAGAUUAUUUUUGCAGUCUCAGAAGCAUCCAGGAUAUUUUUUGAAAAAGUCUUGCCAUGCAUCGUUAUCAAGUUUCGAUAUAUUUGGCUGUUCUGGUUCCUUGCUUUAACUGUAGGUGGAGCAUAUAUUGUAUGUGUUAAUCCAAAAAUGAAAUUACCAUCACUGGAGCUCUCUGAGUUUCAGGUGUUUAGGUCUUCUCACCCUUUUGAACGCUAUGAUGCAGAGUACAAAAAGCUUUUUAUGUUUGAACGUGUCCACCAUGGAGAGGAACUCCACAUGCCAAUUACAGUAAUCUGGGGCGUCUCUCCUGAAGAUAAUGGAGAUCCUCUAAAUCCUAAAAGUAAAGGAAAGCUGAAACUAGACAGCAGUUUUAAUAUUGCAAGCCCAGCUUCACAGGUCUGGAUUUUACAUUUUUGCCAGAAGUUAAGAAAUCAAACGUUUUAUUACCAAACUGAAGAACAAGACUUUGCUAGCUGCUUUAUUGAGACAUUUAAGCAGUGGAUGGAAAAUCAGGACUGUGAUGAGCCAGCUCUUUAUCCCUGCUGUAGCCAUUGGAGAUUUCCAUACAAACAAGAAGUUUUUGAGUUAUGCAUCAAGAGAGCCAUCAUGGAGUUAGAAAGAAGCACUGGGUACCAUUUGUACAGCAAAACCCCAGGGCCUCGCUUUGACAUAAAUGAUACCAUCAGGGCUGUGGUACUGGAGUUCCAGAGCACCUAUCUCUUCACACUGGCUUAUGAGAAAAUGCAUCAGUUUUACAGAGAGGUGGAUUCAUGGAUUUCAAAUGAGCUUAGUUCUGCUCCUGAGGGUCUUGGCAAUGGAUGGUUUGUGAGUAAUUUAGAGUUCUAUGACCUGCAAGACAGUCUUUCUGAUGGUACUCUGAUUGCUAUGGGUCUUUCAGUUGCUGUUGCAUUUAGUGUAAUGUUGCUUACAACUUGGAAUAUAAUUAUAAGCCUUUAUGCAAUAGUUUCUAUAGCUGGAACUAUAUUUGUCACUGUUGGCUCUCUGGUUCUUCUCGGAUGGGAGCUAAAUGUGUUAGAGUCUGUCACUAUUUCUGUAGCUGUUGGCUUAUCUGUGGACUUCGCUGUUCACUACGGAGUUGCUUACCGCUUAGCUCCUGAUCCAGACCGAGAAGGAAAAGUCAUCUUCUCUCUAAGCCGCAUGGGCUCUGCAAUUGCAAUGGCUGCGUUGACCACAUUUGUGGCUGGAGCAAUGAUGAUGCCUUCCACGGUUUUAGCAUACACCCAACUUGGCACUUUCAUGAUGCUUAUAAUGUGCAUUAGUUGGGCUUUUGCAACCUUCUUUUUCCAAUGCAUGUGCCGUUGCCUUGGACCUCAAGGCACUUGUGGCCAGAUUCCUCUGCCAAAAAAAUUGCAAUGCAAUGUCUUCUCCCAAGGUUUGUCAGGAAGCCAAGGAGACCAGGGACAAAACAAAGCACAUCCUGUCAACACAGUUCAGUUGGAUUCUGGAGGGCAAAAACCAGAAAUGGAGCAGGAGCAUUAUGAGUUAGAGCCUCUGGCAUCACAUACCAGUAAUUGUAAUUCAUCGGAGAAAGUAAGUUAUGAAGAAACCCACAUCUGCUCAGAACUUUUCAAUGGCAGACCCCCAAAUGCAUGCAUGCCUGUGCAUUCAGCAUAUAACAGUGAAUUGAAUAAAAGCAACAAAAAUGAAGCCGGCUCAACCAUGGUACAGCCAUGCGUCGACCAGCAUCCUGUGUGCCCACUCUCCUCUCAGAACAGGCAGUGCAGCUGUCCAGAUGCAUAUAGGCAGUUAAGUGACACUUUGUGCUACCAUUGUGCUCCAUCAUCUGGUAAUGUUGUGCAGAUCCAAAACUCUGUGCCGCCUGUAAAUGUUUUACAGCAAGCUGUUGAAAGCUAUGUUCCCCCAGUCCAACAUGUGCUCCAUUGCAGUUGUCUUCAGGGGAGACUGAAAAGACCCACGAUGCAGAACUCUCUGCCUAGAAAUUUUUUUCUGCAUUCAGUACAGCAGUUUCAAACACAUGCAAGAAUAAACAGGAGAGAUACACCUAGUCUUCAGAAUACAGAGGAGAGCAUAAGAACUCUUCCAAAGGUGACAAGCUCCUCACCAUUUAUCUGCAGAAGUGCUGGUUCUCUUAUAAAACCUUGUUCUGAAGCUGAGAAUAAUGUAUCAAGUAACCAAAAGGGACUCUGUAAAAUCAGAGACAAGUGUGAUUUAAGGGGUACAGAAGUAAGUGGGAAUGAAGAUAAGAGAACUUCAGUAUCAAAGCAGAAGAAAACUGAAAUCAAGAUAGAUCCGAAUCCAUCACAAACUGGCCAACUUUUGAAGGCUGACCAAAAUGAUCAGAAACGCAUACUGAACAGUACAGUGAGAGAGGCUGGGUAUGAGUCUUGCCCUGAAAAUACACAAUAUUGUAACAGAACUAUAACAGUGAAGUGCAAUUCUGUUGACGGUCAAAUGCCAAACAUUGAAGCCAAUGUGCCUGCUCUGUUAACGCAUCCAGAACUUUCCAAUGAAAGUUUGUUAAUAAGAACGCUAUAAUAAAUCUUACAUUUGGCAAUCCUAUGUCUCUCUUUUAAAAUUAAUUUAAUUAAAAAACAACACUAUGGAUAAAACAAAUUUAUAUUCUAGCACCAUUUUGAAAUGGAAAAUAUAUUUUACCGAACAAUGAACAUUUGUUAAAAUUAGUUAAAAAAACCAUUACUGUGUAAUGAAACCUGAUGUUGUUGAGAAUGACUUUCUGUAAGUAGUAAGAGGACUUACACUUAAUUUAGUUUUUGUCCCAGAUAUUUGAGUCUGAGUUCUCCUUUUCCCACCAUGCUGAAAAAUAAAGCAUUCCAAAGAGACUGUCCACUUUCUCAGACCACGAUUUAGGAGAUUUGGUAAAAUUUUGAGGGAAGGGGAUGCUGCCAUAUUGUCCAAGUAUACUCCCUACUCUAUUCCUUUGCUCUCUUAGGAGGCUUACAGGAGUUAUGAAUGGUUCAAAUCUAAUCAGCCCUUCUGCUGAACACAAUGCUGGCACCUGAAAG
Messenger RNA from Mauremys reevesii (Reeves's turtle), 5844 nucleotides. It is a transcript of the gene DISP1, whose product is annotated as dispatched RND transporter family member 1. Bases 764 to 5356 code for a protein of 1530 amino acids. The record is from RefSeq and is a predicted model, not a curated record. Gene Ontology annotation, cellular component: membrane. Lineage: Eukaryota; Metazoa; Chordata; Testudines; Geoemydidae. The transcript is spliced from 10 exons.